GAAACGCUUAAUUUCUCAUCUCACACGACACUGAAGAGGGCCGAAAAAGAAAGAAGAAGAGAAAGAGAGGGAGAGAGAGGGAGAGACCUAAAAUCGACAUCAUGCCCUACCGCGUCGACGUCUCCCCAAGUAACAGGGCUGUCUGCCAAGACAGUGUCUGCAAGCACUUGAAAAAGACAAUCCCCAAGGGAGAACUGCGCUUCGGUUCCUGGUUAGAAUUCGGAGACCGCGGUAGUUUCAAGUGGAAACAUUGGGGAUGCGUCUCCGGCAAGCAGAUGCAGGCCCUGCAAGAAGCCGCCAAGCGCGGUGACGGUUUCGAUUUCGAUGCUGUUGAUGGAUACGACGAAAUGGGUGACCAUCCCGAGUUUCAAGCCAAGGUUCGCGAGGCUGUUGAGUUGGGUCAUAUUCCUCCCGAAGAUUUUAAUGGUGACCCCGAGUUCAACGUCCCCGGCAAAUCAGGCAUUCGUAGCGCUCAGAAAGUCAAGCAACUGAAAGCCGGAGAGACCUCCGAGGUCGACGAUGAUGCCAACGACUUAGAUGGGACGGUCAGGUUCGUCCGCCGUGCCCAAGGAUCGCGACAAUUAACGUUCUAUCUGCUCUGAAAGUACAGACAGAAAAUCACGGAUAUAUAUUCCUUUCGUCCUGCAUCAUCAAAACUUUAACGCACUCCCAACACGUGAAGCCCCAUGUGGUUCAUAACUUCGUUACGGCACGGCCUUACAAAUGAAAACAGGAAUCCAGACAGCUGGCUAUCUUUGCUUGGAAUAUGGCUUCGUCGCUUCAUAUGAACCCCACGAUCAGCCGCCCCCUCUUCAAUAGGCUCUCCUCAAGACGCCCCGCGUAUUGUCCACGAUAAUCU
Sodiomyces alkalinus F11 is the source of this 859-nucleotide messenger RNA. RefSeq names its product zf-PARP-domain-containing protein. NCBI's taxonomy places the organism in Eukaryota, Fungi, Ascomycota, Sordariomycetes, Glomerellales, Plectosphaerellaceae. Gene Ontology annotation, molecular function: DNA binding; zinc ion binding. The transcript is spliced from 5 exons. Bases 102 to 602 code for a protein of 166 amino acids. The record is from RefSeq and is a predicted model, not a curated record.